AUGUCCGUAUUCUACUCGACUGUCCCCCAAUCACUGAGCAGCGCACCCAUAGCAUAUGCAACCACUUCCCUAAACAGUUCUACUGCCGUCGAAUCCACAAAUCUAUGUCCUGGGAAACGAGCAAGAGAACUAGAGCAGGGGGGAACAGAGAGACACUACGCUGGAAUUACUCACGCCAACGGCAUAGCAGCUGAGAAUACCAGCAUAGCAGCAGACGAGAGAGAAUUCAAGAGACUAAGACGUGCCUUCGAGAGGGACAGUUUGAG
This is a messenger RNA of Paraglomus occultum, 266 nucleotides long. The record is from the annotation of a GenBank genome assembly. NCBI's taxonomy places the organism in Eukaryota, Fungi, Glomeromycota, Glomeromycetes, Paraglomerales, Paraglomeraceae.